AUGCCAGCCCUGAGCACCCCCCAGUACCCCCGCAGCUUCCCCCGCAUCCCGUGCACCCCGACACACGCACGAGGCGUCCCCCGUGUCCCCGCGGGACACGUGUGCCCGGGCUUGGGGGGGACGAGGGAUACGGUGCCGGGAGAAGGCCGCAAGCGGUGCGGCGAAGUUACCGGAGGCGGCCGGGAGAUGCUGAGUCACGGCUCGGGUCCGCUCCUGGCACCGGCAUCGCGGCGGGACCGGCAUCGGCGCCAGCCUCGCUCCGUGCCCGGGGCGGCAGCCAGCACCCAACCGUGCCCGUGCCGGUGCCAGCCUCGCUCCGUGCCCGGCGGCAGGCACCGGCGUCCUUCCAUGUUCUCGUGCCGUGCCUCAGUUUCCCCUCAGCGUCCUUCGGUGGAGGCCUUCCUGUCCCUGCAGCGUGGGGGAACCAUCCCCAUCUUCCUCACCAUCACCAGGGAGACGGGAGGAGGAGAAGGGCCGUUUCCCAUGGCGACCGCGCAGGCACCCAUCCUGCCUCCCCAGCGGUACCCGGUCCCAGCACAGCCGCCUUCGUCCAGCCCAAGCCAAAGGUUGCCGGCGGCCGAGCGGGAGGUGGCAGGCGGCCACCCAGGCCGGCCGGCCGGGCUCUGGCAUCGCCAUGCCCGGAGAAUCGGUGAAAACCGAAGGGUUGGGGGGAUUGGAGAAGGAAAACGGAAUGCCGGAGGGAUCGGAGGCAGCCCCCCCGCCGGCCACGAGCCCCCCCGCCGAUGCCCGCCAAGGAGGAGGCUCGCCCGCAGCCCGAGGGGGCUAGCUGCGACCCCGGCCCCCCCCCGCCCCGCCGCCGCUCCCCCCGGCGAGGCCUGCCGGCCCCCCCAGCCCGCGGACCCCUGGACACCCGCAUCGUCAUGGGCGAGGAGACGCGCUCCCCCGCCGCCCCCGAGCUCCGGGGGGGUCCCCCGCCCGCCCGCCGUGCCUUGUCCUUUCCCCGCUCCCACCAAAGAACCCCCCCAGCGCCAAGCGGCCGAGCCCCCCCCGGGCAGACCCCCCGCCGCCAGCCUGGACCCCGACCUCUUCUUCACGGCUCCCUCCACCCCGAUCCGGGUCGGGGGGUCCCGGCUGGCCAGCCCCCCCGAGGAGCAGACGGACGGGGAGAGCGAGGGGCUCUGCUCCCCCCCCACGUCCCCCUCCGGGUCCUACAUGACGGCCGAGGGGGGCAGCUGGGGGUCCUCCGGCACCGCCAGCACCUCCCCGUCCUGCUCCCCAACCUGGCGGCCGAGGCCGAAGCCAUGGCGGCGGCCGAGGCCGAAGGCAAUGGCCGAGGUCGAAACCGUGCCGGCGUCGCCCGCCUGCCUGGAGGAUCCCCCUGCCUUCACCCCGCCGUCUCCCGAGGAGGAGGAGGAGGAGGAUGAAGAUGACGGACCCUUCGCUCCGCCGGGGGGGAUGAGGAGGAGGAGGAUGGACGGACGCCGGAGGCUGAUCCCGGCGGCGCUGCUGCCCUUCCGCGGCAGCCUGCUCUUCCAGGCCGAGGCGGUGGAGAUCGCCCCGCUGCCCCACGGCACGGCACCCCUGCCCCUCUCCGGUGAGGAGGAGGACGAGGAGGAGGAGGAGGACGAAGAUGGCAGCACCUCAGCCUCCUUCCUGCGCUCGCUGUCGGAGACCUCCAUCACCGAGGGGGUGGACGAGUCCUUCGCCUUCCGCGACGACACCUCCGCCUCCUCCGACUCGGCCGCCUACGACGGCGAGGAGGACGAGCGGCUCUACGGCACUGAGCGCCAUGCCGUGGGGGCUGAGGGGGGGGCCCCCGGCACCGCCACCGCUCCCCCCCCGGCACCGAUACCUCUGGGGACGGUGGCAUCGAGCUCCACCUUCAUGCCGGGACGGACCCGGUCGGCUCUGGCUCACCGGAGGGGUCCCCGCGGCGGCACCACCACGGCGAGGAGCCGGCGAGCGCGGUGCCCGGCGGGGAGGACGCCGGCGGGGAUGACCUCAGCGCCGAGCGGAUGGAGCCGGGGACGCUGGGAGCAGGAUGGCGGCGAGAACCCCCCCGGCACCCUCCGGAGAAGGUGGCGUGGAGCCAGACGCCCGGGGACCCCCAAAACCGACGGGCCGGGGAGGGACGACACGGCACCGGCCAACGGGGAGCCACAGGGUGGCCCUGGGAGUGACGGCGAUGAUGGUGACAGCGACGAUGAGCUUGGCACCGUGAGAGCAGGGAGCAAUGAGCUGGCAGCCACCGAUGGCCCCGAUGAGCUGGACGUCAUGGCCGCUGACCCGGCACCGUCGCCGGACACCGUGGGCAUCGAGCCGGCACCGUCGGUGACACCCAGCCCACCAAACGAGCCGGACACCGUGGGCAUCGAGCCGGCACCGUCGGUGACACCCAGCCCACCAAACGAGCCGGACACCGUGGGCAUCGAGCCGGCACCGUCGGUGACACCCAGCCCACCAAACGAGCCGGACACCGUGGGCAUCGAGCCGGCACCGUCGGUGACACCCAGCCCACCAAACGAGCCGGACACCGUGGGCAUCGAGCCGGCACCGUCGGUGACACCCAGCCUGCUGGAUGAGCUGGACACAGCAGCCACCGACCCUGACCUGGUGCCAUCGGUGACGCCAAGCCCACCAAAUGAGCUGGAUGUGGCAGCCACCGACCUGGUGCCGUCGAUGACACCCAGCCUGCCAGAUGAGCCGGACACGGUGGCCACUGACCCAGCGCCAUUGGUAACACCCAGCCCGCAGGAUGAGACGGAUGUCACAGCCACCAACCUUGACCUGGUGCCAUCGGUGACGCCCAGCCCGCCGGAUGAGCCGGACACGGUGGCCACCGACCUGGGUGCGUUGGUAAUGCCCAGCCUGCCAGAGGAGCCGGACACUGCAGCCACCGACCCUGAGCUGGUGCCAUCGGUGACGUCCAGCCCGCCGGAUGAGCCAGACACCGUGGCCGCUGACCUGGUGCCGUCGGUGACACCUAGCCCGCCGGAUGAGCCGGACACUGUGGCGGCUGACCCGGUGCCAUCAGGGUUGCCGGAUGAGCCGGACACCACGGCCACCGACAUGGUGCCAUUGGUGACGCCCAGCCGGCCGGAUGAGCCGGACACCGUGGCCACCGAUGUGGUGCCGUUAGUGAUGCCAGCCCGCCGGAUGAGCCGGACACCGUGGCGGCUGACCCGGUGCCAUCAGGUUUGCCAGAUGAGCCGGCCACCAUGGCCACUGACGUGGUGCCACUGCCGGACAGCGCGGCCCGCCGACCCCGACCUGGCACCGUUGGUGAUGCCAGGCCGGCCGGCCGGCGUCGCGGGCACCGUCCCCCCCCCGCCGCAAGACGCGUCCCCCUCGCGAUGCCGACGAGGAACCGGCGGAUGGGGCGGCCUCGGCCGGCGAGUCCCCGGAGCCACCGGUGACCGCGUGUCCCUCGGCGCAGGGGACGAUGGCGCGUCCCCCCGGGGACGUCGGCGAAGCCCCCGAGGAGUGGGACGCUGCCACCCGCCUCCUCCGAGGAGUCCGUCCCCGGAGCUGCUGGAGACCUCCCGCUCCCGCACCGACUCCAGCUUCUUCACCGCCCCCGAGGACAGUGCUGGGGAGGCGGCCGCCCCCCCCAGACCCCCAUUUUCCGACGAGGAGGAGGAGGAGGAGGAAGAGGAUGCCGCCCGUCGCUGCCUGGCCCUCUGCCUCCCCGCCUCGCCCCCCGCCAUCCCCCCGUUGAUCUUCACCGCUUCGGAGCGGGAGGUGUACGUGGGGGCCCCCCCGGCCCCCCUUGAACUGCUCCAACCACCCGGUGCCUUUUCGGAGAGCGGGGCGGCCCUGGCAGCGCGGGAGGACCGGCAGCGGGUCACCGCCAUGUUACGGGGCUCCUUUGGGGAUCUGCCGGCCCCCCGCCCUCCUCCCCAGGCCCCUGGAGCCCCCCCGAGGUGCUGGCAGAGCCCCCCCAGAGCCCUCCCGGCGAUGGGGGGGCGGAGGAGCCCCCGACCCCCCCAAGAGCCCCUGACCCCCUCGGCCGGGCGAUGAGCCCGAGCCAGACUGCUGGGGAAACCGAUGCCAAAGUCCUGGGGGAGGGUGGCCCCCCCAGCCCCCCCAGCGAGCCCCCGGCACCCCCCCGGCAGCAGGAGGAAGAGGAGGCGACGGCGGGGGCCCCCUCCAGCCCCCCAGCUCGCUCCGGGUGCCGGCGAAGCGGAGGAUGCUCAGCCGGAGCCGGUUGGGGAAGCGGCACCCCAAGCCCCCCCUGAGCCCCCCAGCCCGCCGCCGGCCCCCCGCCCUCCGCUCCCCAAAGUCUGCCAAGUGCCUCCUCUCGCCGUCCGCGCCGCCGUCGCCGUGCCCGGAUCCGGCCCGCGGCCCCCAGGACACCUCAGGGCUCCCCGCCGGCGAGGAGCGUCCGUCUGUCCUGCCGCCUCCAGGAAGCACCUCGAGGCCCCCCAGCCCUCCCCACGCAAGGAGAAGGAGGCCCGAGGCAGGCAGGCAGGGACGGGCAGCGCAGGCAGCCGGGGACCCCCCCGGGGGUCCCUGCAGUCGGAGUCGAGCUCCUCCAGCGAGGCGGAGGCUCCGUACCCCUGCCCCGAAAUCCAGCGCCUGCGGGAAGCCGCCGGCAUCGCCCCUGCGCCAGGACAAGCAGCCCCCCGGCCCCCCGCCGCUGCGAGGCAACCAAAAGGGUCGUGUAACGAGUCGGAGAGUAACGACGAGUCCAUCCCUGAGCUGGAGGAGCCCGAAGGCUCGGAGCCGCAGCCGACCCCAGACCCAGGUGGGCUCACCCACUCGCUGGGCACCGGGGAGGAGACCGUCAGCAAGGCGAAGCAGAGCCGGAGCGAGAAGAAAGCAGGAAGGCCAUGUCCAAGCUGGGGCUCGCGGCAGAUCCACGGCGUCACCCGCAUCCCACAUCACCGCAAGUCCAAGAACAUCCUCUUCGUCAUCACCAAACCCGACGUCUUCAAGAGCCCCGCGUCCGACAUCUACAUCGUCUUCGGGGAAGCCAAGAUCGAGGACCUGUCGCAGCAAGUGCACAAGGCGGCGGCGGAGAAGUUCAAGGUGCCGAUGGAGCACUCGCCCCUGAUCACGGAGACGGCCCCCACCCUCACCAUCAAGGAGGAGAGCGAGGAAGAGGAGGAGGUGGACGAGACGGGGCUGGAGGUGAGGGACAUCGAGCUGGUGAUGGCCCAGGCCAACGUCUCGCGCCCCAAAGCCGUGCGGGCGCUUCGGCACAACAACAACGACAUCGUCAACGCCAUCAUGGAGCUGACUAUGUAGCGGCCGGGAGCAUCCCGGCCCCCCUGUAUAGAUGCACAGUUACUCCCCCCCCCCCCCGCCAUCCUUCCUCUAGACCCCCCCAUACUCCUCUGCGUCUGUAACGCUCAAUAAAUGGCCUCAUGUAUCACUUGGAUCGCA
Molecule: messenger RNA, 5349 nt
Organism: Harpia harpyja (harpy eagle)
Lineage: Eukaryota; Metazoa; Chordata; Aves; Accipitriformes; Accipitridae
Product: NAC-alpha domain-containing protein 1-like
Biological process (GO): protein targeting to membrane
Cellular component (GO): nascent polypeptide-associated complex; cytoplasm
Source: RefSeq, a predicted model, not a curated record